AUGUAUACUGCAAUUAUAAAUGAAGACAAUAAUGAAAAAUUAUGUAAAGCAAAUGACAUUUUAGGUAAUAAUUAUUAUCCACAAAAACAAAUUGUAAAUAAAGAAAAUUCUACUAAUAAUGUAUCAGAUAUUUCAUUAAAUGAAUUUUCCUACAGUGAAUCAAGUGAUAUACCUAAUUGUAUUAUAUCAGAUUUUGAAGCACCUUUGACUUUUCAUAAAUGUAAUUGUAGUGAAGAAGGUAAAUCCAAAAAAACAGUUUAUACCCAAAGAGGUAAUGUUAUAGAAUGGGAAGUAAUACAAGAAGAAAAUAUCUAUGAUGAUUUUAGUUUUCAAAUAAGUUCUUCUGAUGAUAAAUAA
Molecule: messenger RNA, 357 nt
Organism: Strongyloides ratti
Lineage: Eukaryota; Metazoa; Nematoda; Chromadorea; Rhabditida; Strongyloididae
Exons: 1
Coding region: 1-357 (118 amino acids)
Source: RefSeq, a predicted model, not a curated record